This is a messenger RNA of Exophiala bonariae, 1038 nucleotides long. RefSeq lists its product as uncharacterized. The record is from RefSeq and is a predicted model, not a curated record. Gene Ontology annotation, molecular function: zinc ion binding; sequence-specific DNA binding; DNA-binding transcription factor activity. NCBI's taxonomy places the organism in Eukaryota, Fungi, Ascomycota, Eurotiomycetes, Chaetothyriales, Herpotrichiellaceae. The transcript has a single exon. Bases 1 to 1038 code for a protein of 345 amino acids. Gene Ontology annotation, biological process: DNA repair; regulation of DNA-templated transcription.
AUGGCCCAAACCCUCCUACCAGCAUCCAUAGAAUCACUCGCCACGGCUUCAUAUUCUCUAUUCGACGAAGUUGAAGGCCAUCCGGUACAGCCCAUUGUCACCCCAACCACGACGAGCAACUUGCAGCUUCACUUGCUGGGCAGAGUUUCCCCGAAAUCUCACUAUGCCCACAACCGAUUUGUAAACACCUACUCGACACCAUCGGCACGAUGGGCCGCACUAACCAUACGUGAUCCAGCCGCGACUGACGCUUUCAUCUAUGCGGUGCGGACAACCAAGAUCUAUUGUCGACCGGACUGCCGCGCCCGACUCGCGCGGCGGGCUAAUGUCGCGUUCUACGAUAACGUGCACCAGGCCAGAUUGGAUGGAUACAGGGCUUGUAAGCGCUGUAAGCCGGAUCCAGUAUCCCGGACUGCCACCGAAUUCCCAAAGUCAUCGAAUCCAACUGCAAGCGAAGUCCCAAUCGCUUCAGAGCAGCUUCAGAAUCAGAGUUCGAGCCACGAGCAAUUCACCGACACAGAAGACGCACGCACGAAAAUAAAACACGCGGUCCAAAUUAUCCAACAAUCCGCACAGCAAGGCUCGAAGCUGAGUCUGUCGCAGCUCUCCAAGGAAGUCGGCUGGAGUAAAUGGCACUUACACCGCGUCUUCAAACAAUUACAGGGAAUGACGCCGCGAGAGAUGGCCGACGGGCUUCAACCGAUGAGUAGUCGAGGUGACAGUGUUAGCGAGAACUUCAGGACAGAUCCCGUUCCACGAGAGGACGAUCUACCAGUACUGUGCAAUGGAAGCGAAUGGAUUGAUUUCGAAUCAACAGAUGGACUGUUCUCAUUGCCUCCGCCGCCCCUGACGUCGCUGCUGUCCACGCCGUCGACCGAUGAUGCACUCACGCCGAUCGCUUGGGGUGACGAAUUGUCGUAUGAUCCUGUACUUUUCCACAUCGAUGCCGCCAAGGACCAGGAAACUGAAUUGGAUGGCUUGUUGAAUGAUUUGUUCCCAGAGUUGUUUGGGGCACAUGGGUUGGCGGGUGGAGGCUGA